Messenger RNA from Cylindrotheca closterium, 2118 nucleotides. NCBI's taxonomy places the organism in Eukaryota, Bacillariophyta, Bacillariophyceae, Bacillariales, Bacillariaceae. The record is from the annotation of a GenBank genome assembly.
AUGAUGAAAAAGUUCCUAGCUUCUGCCUUCGUUGCGAGCCUCUUUGUGUCGGGCAUUAGUGCAAUGCCAGUAAGUUGUGUCGACACUCUUAGGAGGCUACUCGGUAGCAUUAGUCCUAAGCUUGAAGAUCAUGGUUGGGCUGCUAUCCUUCAGUCAUGUUCUGAGAUCGAAUACGAGACUUCUAUCUUUGUGCACAAACAUGUUUUUGUGGUGUCAACACCAGCCGUGAAAGGCAACACUGAUUGCCCAACCAUAGCGAUGGAGCACAGUGAUCUUUUCGCUAAGCCGACUGACCCACAUUUUGGAAUUCGAAGUGUUAAUGCCCAUAUUUUCACGCUUCCAAUAAGUGAUCUCCCUCGUUUGUCCCUUGGAACUUUCCCACUUUCAGAGAUCGUAAAAGCAUUCAAAACUGUGCAAGCCGAAGUUGCGUCUGAUACGCACAGCAUGAAGAGCUAUGACAUCAUUGUGCAGAACUGUGGUGACUUCCCAGCUCGCAUGAUGUCCCUUCUGCGCGUCGAAUUCGAUCAAGAAAUGGUUCAAUACAUUGCCAAACGGCUUCAACAGACAUACCGUACCAUCGUACGGAACGUACGCACCAGUCCCCACGCAGCCAGCUUGGUGACUGACAACAGCACUCUUGACGAGCUUACCGAUCUGCAGCUGCUCGAGCUGGUCGUUGAGUCAAAAGUGAAACAUUUAUAUGAUUCGUCUACGACACCGCUUAGUGAUACCUACAAUGAUCCCUCUUACGGACAUCGCCAAAGAGUACUUUCAAGAGUAGAUCAUGGGCCGACUGCUGAUGAAAGACGCCUGGCUUCGAUUGAAUGUGGGCAAUGGUACUCUUCUGGUUGUCUAGCGGAAAGCGAUGUUCGCUACGAUCCUACCGCUUCCAAUGCUAUUGCCGACCAGAACCCUGCCUGGAAAAAGUUCGAAGGGUUCUACGAAGCAACAGCUACAGCAUAUGGUCCUGAUGGGCGAGUCAUUGAGCCAUCCUUUCUUGAGAAGGGUGCAACUACUCUGGCCCCCAAUCAUAUGCCAUAUUCUCAAGCCCCCUUCAAAAUGUUCAUCAACAUCACAUUGAGUGGCUCGAGACUAUACGAGCAAAUGAUUGCAGUCUUCACUGCCCCUACCGAAGCUUUCUGCAGCCAGCCUGUACCAGAGGGUAUGGAGAACGUUAUAUCGUCAGGCGAAUGCGGUUGGAGUGGAACCUCUGCUUUCUACGAGCGCUUUGGAACAAGUACCUUCGAAAAGGACGGAAGCGUUGCGAUGUUGCCCUUCGGGUCAACCAUGUCCGGUACCAAUCUUGAUCGCAAGUCGUAUGUCAGUCUUCCUGCUGGUGAUAGCAAUCACUUCUCGAGCUACUUGGAGGGCGGUGUACUUGUCCAGUAUGCUUCUGCGUGUCUUGACGCAGAAUGCGACCAGCUAUCCACUACUAUUGAUCAGUACAACACAUCUACCCUACAAAGCGAAGAGUACCAAUUUUUGGCGUCUACGCGCAUUUUCGCCACCCGACUCGCAUCAUCCAAGCAAUUUCUCGAUGCACUCGAAGCAGCAUACCUCGAGAACAAUGUACCUUCUGAUCAAAGACCAUUUGAUGAAGACGGAUGUCUCUCUGGCUAUUGUCCUGAAGAAAGUGAUUGGUGUGAAUAUGAUCCUGAGUGUGCAAUCUCUCCGUAUCUAGAACCAGAAGCAUUUGUCGUUGCUGGACCAGUCAUUGGUUUCGUUGUGACUAUCACAUUGAUCAUAUUCCUGGCUUUGUUUGCUCUGCACAGGCGUCAAAUGAAGCAAAAGGAGGCCUUUGUGCGCGCUAUGCUUGCAAGUCGUAUUGCUGAGGGCAUCACCGUCAGUCGUGGCUCUCGCGCUCUCUCACCCGAUCAACUGGUCGCCGAGUUUCACAAGAUUGACCAGGAUAACGGUGGAACCCUCGAGAAGGAAGAGCUUUGGGCGUUCUUGGAGUCUGGACAGGUUGGAAGUAUGACCCGAAAUGACUUUGAUUUGUUGUUCUCCGUGAUUGAUGUUGACAGGAGCGGAAAUGUCGAUUUUAACGAGUUUGUAGCCUUCUACGGCAGUGCUAUGAAAAAAAACGGCUCCAAGGAAGGCAUAUGGUCGGAUUCAUGA